Messenger RNA from Kluyveromyces marxianus DMKU3-1042, 2691 nucleotides. RefSeq names its product putative serine/threonine protein kinase KSP1 (gene KSP1). The record is from RefSeq and is a predicted model, not a curated record. The transcript has a single exon. Gene Ontology annotation, molecular function: protein serine/threonine kinase activity; ATP binding. Lineage: Eukaryota; Fungi; Ascomycota; Saccharomycetes; Saccharomycetales; Saccharomycetaceae. Gene Ontology annotation, cellular component: nucleus. Gene Ontology annotation, biological process: mitotic DNA damage checkpoint signaling; protein phosphorylation. Bases 1 to 2691 code for a protein of 896 amino acids.
AUGAGCUUAGAUUACGAGAUUUACAAGGAAGGAGGCCUUCUCCGCGACCGAUAUAAGCUUAUAGAGGAUAUCAGUGAAGGAUCAUACGGAUAUGUGUCUUUGGCAUCCGAUACCAAGUUGAAGAAGCUAGUUGCUGUGAAGUACAUUUUUAAGAGCGAUAGCUACGAGAACCGCGAUGAAGACAAAAAAAAGGAUGAUACCGAGGGCAAUAAAGGCGAGCCUGAUGCCAAAUCUAAAGCAGUAGAUGUGGGCCAGAAAAACGGCGACAACGAUGAGUCAUCUCAAGCAAAGCAUUUAGAAGACGGAAACAGUAGUCAAAAGCCUAGUAACAACUCUUCACUUGAGAAGCAGCAACGUUUAAUGAAACAUCAAAAGUCUCUUAUUUCGGACAAGGUUUUAUCUAGGUUUUCUAAUAACGUUUGUUUCGAAGCGUUGUACGAAGUUGAUAUCCAGACUAAAAUCGGAAAGCACAAGAAUAUUACUGAAUUAUAUGAUUUUUUCGAUUCCUAUAUUAUCAUGGAGUAUUGUUCCGGAGGUGAUUUGUAUGAAGCAAUCAAGGACGAGAUGGUUCCAAGAAAGACGAAACAAAUCACCAAAAUCAUUAAUCAGAUCCUAGAUGCUGUCGAAUAUGUUCACUCAAGAGGCAUCUACCAUCGUGAUAUUAAACCUGAGAACAUUUUGAUUGCAGGUAAUUGGAAUAUCAAAUUGACUGAUUGGGGUUUAGCCACAACUGAUAAGACUUCGAUGGACAGAAACGUGGGGAGCGAAAGGUAUAUGGCUCCGGAGCUAUUUGACUCAAACCUGGAUCGUGAAGAAAAAGUCGAGCCAUAUAACUGUGCUAAAGUGGAUAUUUGGGCACUCGGUAUUGUCAUGCUAAACAUAGUGUUCCAUAAGAACCCAUUUACAGUUGCUAAUCAGACGGACAAAGCCUUUUGCUAUUUUGCUGCUAAUAGAGAAGCCUUGUUUGAUGUGUUCUCUACCAUGAGUUAUGACUUCUUCCAAGUUCUAAGACACGCUUUGACCAUCGACCCUACCAACAGAAACUUGGAAAACGUUAGAACAGAAAUUAAAAAGUUGGGUGAGUACACAAUGGAUGAUGAAUAUUACAAUUCGCUAGAUAGCGAUGAAGAAUUAGACUUCUUAUCAUAUCCUCCACCAGCGGCACCACCUAAAUCUGCCCCAACUAGCGUUUCUGCUCCAUCAGUUGCUCCAAUGAGUCCAUUGCAUUCUACUGCUCCAGCAACGGUUGCUACCACGAUGUCUGAUAUCAUAUCGGCCAAACCUGUUGUUGCUGAAACAGUACAGGUCCCAGAGAAAGUUCCUACAAUUACUGUUGAACAAAUUACUCCUGAACCGUCAACGGUUAAGCAAGAGGAAAAAGAAGCUGUUCCACGCUUCACAUUUACUAAACGUAGCCACAAUCGUUCCAAGAGUAAUGAGUAUUUCUACAAUAACAAGAACGGUAAUAAUAACAACAAUAUAAAGAGAAAUGCACCUCCAAGAUAUGAUUUCAACGGGGCUGGCGGGUACAGAAACCAUAAAACUAAUAUCAAACCAAUUCAAAUAAACAAUGAAAAAAUCAUCAAAAAUUCAAGAAAACCGUUGGCAAUCCCAACACCUAACACUCAUAUAAACAACUUCUUCCACGAGUAUAAAUCAAGGGAUGACGCUCAUAGUUUCAAUACCAGAGACUAUUUCACUCCUCCUAGUGUGCAUAAUCGUUAUAUGGAAGGUGUUUUCUCUAAAAAGAACAAGCGAUACAACCAAAGACCAAAAUCACCAAAGAAUAAUGGAAAUGGUUAUAACCAUGCUUCUGGGAAUAGACGUGGAUCAUUUAACCAUGAUAACCCUAAUAAUAACAAUAACAAUUACGGGAAUGGCAAAUACGUCCCACCUCAUUCAAGAAGGUCAUCUGAAAUCGGUUCUCCAGGAACAAUGUCUCAUCUAUCUCCAAACUACGAAGACAAUCCUCCUAUUCAUACAAUGACGUAUCAUGAACAACAUGCAUUGUCAGUUGAUAACGAGCCUGAGCUGGAUGAUGUCUUGUUCACUUUAGAAGAAAGUGACGGCUUCGACGGAUUUGUCAAUGAUUUAAGUGAUUUAUCCUUGAAUACCCAGCAUUCAGCUCACUCCAAUAACCUCAAUAUCAACGGCACUAACAACCAAGUUCCAAACGGCUUACCAGAUCUAUUCAAAUCACCACAAGUAUCACAUGUCAACUUGAACGAUCAAUUGAACAAUCAUGCCAGCCUUGCUCAUUCUGGAAGAAAACCUUCUACCAAUAUGGAGAAGGGAACUUCUGGAGUCUAUGUUCCUCCUCACCACAGGAAAAGUUUCAAUGCAGCUCACGAACAAACAUCUGUUGGGCAGCAUGCUACUAACGGGAAACGUCAUAGUUUCGGACAUAAAAAACCUUUCAAUGGAAACGGGGGUAAUCAAGACCGAUUCAUGUUCCAGUCCAAUAACUAUCAUUCAACCGCAUCCACUAGUUUGCAAAAGAAUGAUGUCUUCAUUGACAAUGAUGCAAUAUUUUUUGAAGAAGAUGAUCCUCAUUUCUUUUCUAAUGGUAAAGCUAAUUCUCCCGGAAAGAUUAGAGCUGGUAGGAAGUCUAGUACUAAACAAGAUGAGAUGGUUGGUUCCCUUGAACAAUACAAGAAUAAUUGGCUAAUGCUACAACAAUACCAAGAUUGA